Rotaria sordida is the source of this 1482-nucleotide messenger RNA. The record is from the annotation of a GenBank genome assembly. Lineage: Eukaryota; Metazoa; Rotifera; Eurotatoria; Philodinida; Philodinidae.
AUGGAGUCUGUCAAGGUAAUCAUUGUUGGUGGUGGUGCAGCAGGUCUUGCUGCGGCUAAAACAUUAGGUUCAAAUGUUGAUUAUUUACUCAUUGAAGCACAAAAUUAUAUAGGUGGUCGUAUUCGUACAAUUGAUGCAGUUCCGAAUGUUACUGUUGAUUUGGGUGCACAAUUUAUUCAUGGAGAAACAAAUAAUCUUCUUUAUGAAAUUUGUAAAUCAUUGGAUUGUAUUUUACCUGUUACAGAUAUUAAAAGUAAUGAAAUACUUGCUAUAACAUCUGAUCGAACUAUAGUUGAUCCAGAAAUAAUAAGACAAGUUCUAAUUGUAUGGGAAGAAUUACUUGAUGAAGCUCGAUCUAUAUUUGGUGAUACAACAAUACCAAAAAAUUAUCCAUUGUCGGAUUAUCUUCUCGAACAUUUGAAACAACGUUUAUUAUCUGCAAUACCUUCUUUAGACAAUUUAGUUGAUGCAUUUUGUGAUUUUUUCAAUAAAGGUGAACUUAUUGAAAAUGGUUGUUUUAAAUUAUCUGAUUUAAGUUUAGCAGAAUAUGGAUCAUAUGAAUAUCUCAAUGGAUUAUAUGAAAUUGAGUUUAAAAAUGGUGGUUAUCGUCCAUUCAUAUCCUAUAUGAAAUCAUUUAUACCAGAUGAUAAUCGAAUUCGUUUAAAUUCUGAAGUAAUUCGAGUAAAAUAUCUUAAAGAAAAUCAUCAAUUACUUGUUAAUAUUCGACAUCAUGAUAGAACAUCGGAACAACAACAACAAAUAAGUGCAAUAUUAUGUGAUCAUAUCAUAUGGACUAGUUCAUUAGGUUAUUUAAAAGAAAAUUUUUCUUCAAUAUUUGUUGAUGAAAUUGAACUUAUUGAACAAAAACAAGAUGCAAUUAAUAAUCUUGGCUUUGAUGUAAUAAAUAAAGUCAUAAUGAUCUAUGAAAAAUCGUUUUGGCCGGAAAAUGUUGGCGAUAUUAUUCUAUUGCAAGCACAAAAACAAAAGUCGAUUGAAUUUUCUAAUUCAUUGAAAAACUUAUUAAAGACGGAAAAAAUUGAUAUUCAACUAAUAAAUACUAUUAUUGAAGCCAUUCAUCGAUAUGUAGUUUUACCAUCAACAAAUAUUCCUAUUUUAAUCUGUUGGUUUGGUGGUCCAGCUGCUGUUUUAUUAGAAGAUCUUAGUGAAUAUAUUAUUGGUCAAAUUUGUCAUGAAGUUUUAUGUUAUUAUUUGAAUAUAUCUUUCAAAUUAAAUCCACUAAUUCGUGUACUAAAAAGUGAAUGGUAUAAAAACAAAUUUAUUCGUGGAUCUUAUUCAUAUUAUUCGAUAAAAUCAUCGACAAAAGAUGGAGAACAAUUAAGAGCUACUUAUGCACCAGACGGGAUUCCAAGAAUACAAUUUGCUGGUGAAGCAACUAGUGCAAGAGCCUAUUCAACUGUUCAUGGUGCAUUAGAAAGUGGUAUUCGUGAGAGUAAUAUACUUUUGUCAAUAAUGAAUAAAUAA